Molecule: messenger RNA, 3308 nt
Organism: Lingula anatina
Lineage: Eukaryota; Metazoa; Brachiopoda; Lingulata; Lingulida; Lingulidae
Source: RefSeq, a predicted model, not a curated record
AUCAACGAUUUCUCCUCACUCGGGUUGAUGGUUAUCUAAAGUCAACAACAAUAUCUCAGCGUUUUUGUUGCAUUUUUUUUUAAAUAACAAACAUAGCCAUUCUUGGAUAUUUCCCAGUGUAAACAGAUGGAAAGACACAGGUUUAUGUAUUUACAGUAUUCCGAAACGGACCUACAUUACAGAUAAACCUACAUCAAGGCGACGGAAUACGCACUUUCGGCGCGGCUGGGGUCAAGUUGACGGGCUUCAAGAACCCAUCUCAACCACACUUGAAGAGUUAUAAAUGUAUCACUGCUCUGUUUGUUCUAACUUUUCAAAAUUGGUGUCAUACUAAGGACAGCCUUUAUGGGAAAAGACCCGCCCUUUUCGGACUGAUAAAACUUGAACAUAACGUUGGAUGCUGAAAUAUCCUAUAUGAAUGUAAUCUAAAUACGUCACGUCAUGUGGAGACAGACGGGGAAGUACCAGCGCCCUGCCACUGCCCCAGGGGGACAGGGAAAUGACGAACGGGAGGGCCUGGUGACUCUGGAGGAUAUAUUCAAUUUCAAAGUGCAAGUUAAUAUCCACAGAAAACCUGACAUAGCGGAGAUGAUUGAGAAACAGCAGCAUAAAGAAUGGGUGCAAGAUGUCGGGGAGUUACUGCGAGGGAAGAGACGCGGCAGUUUACAACUCGGGAAUGAAGCAGACGACAUUGCUAGCCAGCACUACCCCCUCCAGCAAGACGGGCUGGACCCCAGCCCAGACCUGAACGAAGACCAGUGUCAGAGGUCGAAGAGAUACAAAGUGAAGUUUGCUCUUGGUGACGACGAGGAGGACGAGGACAAAGUGCCUGUUCCAGUGAAUAAGUUGGAGUUAGAUCCAGCAAACUUAAAACUGACUCAGUCAGAGUACCGGAGACUAUCGGAACAAGUUGGAGGCAGCAACGGCGCUGAAGACAAAUUCAGAGGAGUCGGAUUUAAGCGUUUUUACUGCAAUUCCUACGGUGAAAAUGUGCCGCUUGUCUACCGUAGCCAGCUAGCUGCCAGCCUCAAAGCAUUUAAGAACAAGAAGUGGGUGCCGUACCAGCGCGAGGACCCUCGAGACGCCCCGUACUUGCGAUGUCGCCCAGUUAGUUAUGUCGUGGAGACGGCAGUGGAGGCUGACGGUGUGGUAGACUGCCAUAAACAGCCACCGAAAGGUUGCUCACGUGUUCCUUCUCCCGUGAAAAGGCGGUCAUUCCGCGAAGCACAACUUUUGUUUGAUAAUCUGCCGAUCACAAAGUCUCUUCACGCCGAUAGACAGGAUGACGCCAUGGAAACUGAUCACAUGACACUAAAUGCUGUACGACCAGCGUCUCGUUUCCAAAAAACUCAGGGACUCAGGGCGAGAAGACGCGCUCAGUCAGCGCCACUUACGAUCUCACAGUCAGUUCAGCACAUGGGGGAAACCUCCACCAACGCUUACGAUAGACUUACUCCGAAUGUUAUGUACGAACUAGGAAACGAAACUGCCAAAAGAUCUCCUCCAUUUUAUGGAGAAAAAUCAUUCCAAGUUUUAGGCGUUGGCGGGUCAAAGAUUAAAGAUAUGAAAGACCCGGAUGAUACUAGCGGCAUUGACACCAGUGGACGCGACAGCGACAUCUCGGACGACGAACGGAUAAAAGAACCGGACGUCGAUAAAAGCCGAAAAGCACCGACCAUGAAUCUUCGGCCCGAACAUUUAGACUCUGUUUACGAACCCGACGGAAGGCGAGAUAUUAGUAAAUUUGAUUUUGACGCUGACAACGUGGAUAUUCCUGUUUACGACUUCAAGUACCCGCUUACUGGUGGGUUUGAGAAAAUGGAUUGGAGGGAUCUGGUAGAGACAAUGAUAUUUCGGGAAGAAGGUUCGGAUGACAAGCUCGACUGGAGGGACAUGACGAAAAAACGACCGACUCAUAAAUACGAAGAAAAUAUGGUAGACCGUCUCAUUGAAAUGGAACGCCAUCAAAUCGACACGGAGGACUGGGAGGAAGAGAAAAGGGAGAGAAAUCAAAGGAACGCGUCCCAGCUCACCAGACAGAGGAAUAGCGUUACGAACCUUACACGAGGGAUGUCGUCCGUACAACGCGUACAAUCUGCGAAGGCGCGAGAUCGACGCUGUGUUAUGGACUGUGUGCAGCCGGCAUGUGUCGGAGAUUGCUUGACAAAGCGCAACGCCAUGGAUGUGUGCAUUAGUUGCCGGCAGAAGGACUGUGACGGGCAGUGUGCUAACAGUCUGUACGAGUCGCACAGCCGGUCGAGCGGCCAAUUGGGCAACGGAGAGAAACCGUCUCUUUCUCAACGACCGAAAUCUUGCAACCCGUGCAGCAGGCCAAACACGGCAAAAUACAUCAACGCAAACAACGUCGUCCUUGGUCGACCGAAGUCUGGCAACGCCACCUAUAGUCGGGGGCAGGCGUCUCUUCGACCAAAGGAUUUAAGACCGCAGACGCCCAUUAGCGCCUCGUUAGUUGGGGAAUUUAACAAACUCGGUAUCGACCCCAAUUUACCCCCUCCACGACCAAGCACGGGAAAGAGAAGACCACGAGGCAGAAACGCUAUUAUCCCAGGGAAGACUUAUUUCUCACAGAGGAGAGAUUCAUUAACGGAAAACGGUCCAUCUGGGAGGGUUAGGUCGGCUGGGCAACGCAGGACUGUGAUCAAACUUAAACCCACCAGAAUAAGACCUAAAACGGCUGUUUAGGAGACAUUUAACAUAACAGUAGACAUGUAGUGAAAUCAUUGAGUUUUUAAAGCUGUUUCUGUCCACGUAGAGUGCAUGUCAACAAAAGAAACAAUUUUGCUUGAGAAAAUGAUUACAUGUAUUCAUAUUUAAAUGUUUUAAUUGUUUACUUAAAACAACAACAAAACAACAAGUUUAUGCUAAAAGCGCUAGAGUGAUAACAAGUAAAUAUUAGAGAGCGAAGUCCCACCACGUAAAUUCACUUGUUUUUUAAUGUUUUUGAUACAUGGCCGACGCUUUCCCACCCAAUCACUUCUUUGUAGUGCCAGCUCCUGUGCAUCACUGUGACGUCACUGAGGAUGAAGUGACGUCACCACGACUGUACUAUACUGCAACACGAAUCAACCCACCGUGUGACGUUACAAAAGAUGCUCCGUCAUCUAUGACUGAAUUCGAAGCAUUGGAUUUUUGAGUGAACUCAUAAUGUUUCUGUUCUGAUGUUGCCAAAUGUCAAUUGUUUCUCAUUUUCUAUAUUUGUGAUCUACGCACAUGCCAUUUAUAGCAACAUAUGCCGAAUGGCUGAUACCACAGCCAGAGUCAAUAAAAGAACAAACCUUUGUACUGAG